AGGGGGAAGGCUACAAAAGAUAGACAGACUUUUGGAAACUUUAGUGACUGGAAAUCUACAUCUACUUUGUGGGACAAACUAUUACGAUACACAAAAAGCAAAGAACUCAAGACAGGAGAAAAGCCUGAAGAUGGACGACCCAACCCAGUUAAAAGAUGAGGGAAAUAAACACUUCCAGGCAGGUGAAAUUGACAAGGCCAUUGAAUGCUACACCAACGCCAUCAAGGUUUGCAAGGACAAGAAAUUGCUGGCUGUCAUUUACAGGAACAGAUCUGCAUGCUUUCUAAAAAAGGAAAGUUAUUCCAAUGCAGCCUCUGAUGCAACUAAAGCAAUUGAUGUGGAUGCAGCAGACAUUAAAGCCUUAUACCGUCGCUGUCAGGCCCUGGAGAAACUUGGAAAACUGGACAUGGCCUUCAAAGAUGUGCAGAGAUGUGCCACUCUUGAACCAAAGAAUAAGACAUUCCUGGAUACUCUCCGCAGGCUUGGAGCAGAAAUUCAGGCAAAACUCAAGACGACCUUUUCCACAGAUUCCAGGGUGCAGAACAUGUUCGACAUUCUCUUCGAUGAAGAAAUGGAUAAAGAUAAAAAGGAAAAAGCUGCCAACAACUUAAUUGUGUUGUCAAGAGAAGAUGCUGGAGCAGAGAGAAUCUUCCAGAAUAAUGGAGUACCUCUGCUGCUCAACAUGAUAGAGACGGGAAAACCGGAAAUGAUCCUGGCUGCCGUGCGUACGCUGUCAGGAAUGUGCACAGGACACAAAGCUCGGGCCAUGGCCAUUAUUAACAUGGUCGGUGUUGAUAAGAUUUGCAGCAUCAUGGCUCUUAAUAAUGAAGAAAUUGCUUUGGCGACGUCGAACCUCUUCCAGUGCAUCAACGACUCUCUUACUGGUGCAGACACAAGGGAGUAUGGGAAAGAAGCCGCUUUGGUUUUAGAUGCAGCCAAAGAUCUGAAGACUAUUCUUCUUGCUCUGCUGGAGAUGACUGCCAAUAAGAAUGUGUCUGGCUAUGGCAGAGAUCAGGCACUGAAUCUCUUGUCCAAGAACGUACCUCGCAGUAAUAAAAAAGACCCAGAUCACUCACGGACGCUCUUCACCAUUGAUCACGGUCUAAAGAAGAUCCUCAAGGUUUGUGGCCAAGUUCCUGAGCUACCAGACCAACUACCUUUGACAGAGAACUCACAGCUGAUUGCAAGUGUGCUCCUCAACAAGUUAUAUGAUGACCUCAAAUGUGACCCAGAAAGAAAUAAUUUCAGGGACAUUUGUGAUCAAUAUAUCAAAUCCAAAAUCGACCCCAAAGACAUGGACAAGACACUGCAUGCUAUUAACACAAUCUCAGGGCUGCUGCAGGGUCCCUUUGACGUUGGAAAUGCCCUGGUGGGGCAUCAAGGCAUUAUGGAGAUGAUGGUCGCUCUGUGCGGCUCUGACCGGGAGGUGGACCAGAUGGUGGCGGUGGAAGCUCUCAUCCAUUCCUCCACCAAGAUGAGCCGGGCCAGCUUCAUCAUCACAAAUGGCGUUUCCCUGCUCAAGGACAUCUAUAAGAAGACCACGAAUGAAAAGAUUAAAAUCCGUGCGCUGGUGGGUCUCUGUAAACUGGGCUCCGCUGGAGGUGACGACUACAGCUUGAGGCAGUUCGCUGAAGGAUCUACAGAGAAGCUGGCAAAGCAGUGCAGAAAGUGGCUUUGUAAUCCCAAGAUUGAUGCCAAAACAAGGAAGUGGGCUAUUGAAGGUCUUGCCUAUCUGACAAAUGAUGCUGAUGUCAAGGAUGACUUUGUGGAGGAUGAGUUGGCUUUGAAAGCCAUGUUUGAGCUGGCUAAGUCCACAGAUAAGACAAUUAUUUAUGCAGUUGCCUGCACUCUAGUAAACUGCACCAACAGCUAUGAAAAGAAGGAAAUCCUCCCUGAGCUGGUUCAACUGGCCAAAUUUUCCAAACAGCAUGUUCCUGAGCAGCAUCCCAAGGACAAGAAGGAUUUCAUAGACAAGAGAGUGAAAAGGCUGCUGAAGGCUGGGGUCACUUCAGCACUUGCAGUCAUGGUCAAAGCUGACAGCUCUAUCCUCACCGACCAGACAAAGGAGAUGCUGUCAAGGGUUUUCUUGGCAUUGACAGCUGAUCCAAAAGAUCGAGGGACUAUUGUUGCCCAAGGUGGAGGAAAGGCUUUGAUACCACUCGCUCUGGAAGGAACAGAUGCUGGAAAAGCCAAAGCCAGCCACGCCCUUGCCAAGAUAGCAGCUGCCUCAAACCCAGCGAUCGCCUUCCCUGGGGAAAGGGUGUAUGAGGUGGUGCGGCCUUUAGUGAGCCUCAUUCACACGGACAAGGAAGGCGUUAUGAACUAUGAGGCUCUGAGAGGACUCACGAACUUUGCGGCAUUCAGCGAAAAACUAAGGGCAAAGAUUGUAAAGGAAAAAGCUCUACCAGAGAUCGAGAACCUCAUGUUUGAGGAGAACGAGAAGAUCAGACUGGCUGCGACUGAAUGCAUGUGUAACCUUGUGGCAUGCAAAGAGGUUCAAGAGCGUUACAUGGAAGAUGGCAAUGAUAAGCUGAAGCUGCUGGUGUUGCUUUGUGGAGAAGAUGAUGAUAAAAUUCAGAUAGCAGCAGCUGGAGCUCUGGCCAUGAUCACUGCUGCUCAGAAGAAGCUGUGCACUAAAUUGACUCUGGUGACUGUCCAGUGGCUUGAGAUCCUGCAGAGGUUGUGUCUUCACACCAACCCAUACAUCCAGCAUCGUGGUAUAGUGAUUGUUUUCAACAUGCUCGACUCAGACAACAGUGAGCUGGCCAAGAAGCUGAUCGAGAGCGAGUUGCUGGAAAUCCUCUCUGUGAUUGGAAAAGCAGAGGACAACCCCAAGCGGCAGGAACCCAUUGAUGCGGCACGCGCAUGCCUCGUCAAAGCCAUGGAUCUCGGCCUCAUCAAACCCUUUUCCAGCCCGGCUUAAACAGAAACAAUUCAAGAAAAAGAAGUUUUAUUUCCUCUGUUGAAUAGAGGCAUUUUUCUAAAUACUUUUAAUCUACAUGAUCAAGAAAACUGUUGAUCUUUAUAAAAGAAACAUAAAUUUGAAUGUUGAUUUUUAGUUAAUGAUACUUGAGGAGUGAGACUGAUACGUGGGAAAAAUUUGAUAAUGUAACACAAAAAAGGAAUUGUUUAGUUAACCAAGUAGUGUUUUGGGCUUCUUUUGCUUUUUUCUAAGUUUAUAUACAUUUGCUUUUAUUUAAAUUGUAUUUUUAUGGCUACAAAUCAAAGUGACAUUCAGAUCUUUUGUUUUGUAUCAAAAGUUGUGCUAAUAAAUCAAGACUCAU
Oryzias melastigma (Indian medaka) is the source of this 3284-nucleotide messenger RNA. RefSeq names its product unc-45 myosin chaperone B (gene unc45b). The record is from RefSeq and is a predicted model, not a curated record. Gene Ontology annotation, molecular function: Hsp90 protein binding. The transcript has 20 exons. NCBI's taxonomy places the organism in Eukaryota, Metazoa, Chordata, Actinopteri, Beloniformes, Adrianichthyidae. The coding region runs from base 131 to 2923 and encodes 930 amino acids.